AUGAGGAAGCAGAGCGUGCGCACCGCCGCACUCAUCCUGUGCAUCCUGUCCUACCUGCUGGUGGGCGCCGCCGUCUUCGACGCGCUCGAAUCCGAGGCGGAGAGCGGCCGCAAGCGGCUGCUGGCCCAGAAGCGGAGCGAGUUGCGGAGGAAGUACGGCUUCUCGACCGAGGAUUACCGCGAGCUGGAGCGCCUGGCGCGGCAAGCCGAGCCGCACCGCGCCGGCCGCCAGUGGAAGUUCGCCGGCUCCUUCUACUUCGCCAUCACCGUCAUCACCACCAUCGGGUACGGUCACGCCGCGCCGGGCACGGACUCGGGCAAGGUCUUCUGCAUGUUCUAUGCGCUCCUGGGCAUCCCCCUGACGCUGGUCACCUUCCAGAGCCUGGGUGAGCGGCUGAACGCGCUGAUGCGGCGCCUCCUGCUGGCGGCCAAGCGCUGCCUGGGCCUGCGGCGGCCGCACGUGUCCACCGAGAAUAUGGUGGUGGCCGGGCUGCUGGUGUGCGCGGCCACCCUGGCCCUCGGGGCCGCCGCCUUCGCGCAUUUCGAGGGCUGGACCUUCUUCCACGCCUACUACUACUGCUUCAUCACCCUCACCACCAUCGGCUUUGGCGACUUCGUCGCGCUGCAGAACGACGAGGCGCUGCAGAGGAAGCCGCCCUACGUGGUCUUCAGCUUCCUCUACAUCCUCCUGGGGCUCACGGUCAUCGGCGCUUUCCUCAACCUGGUGGUCCUGCGCUUCCUGGCGGCCAGCGCGGACGCGCCCGAGCGUGCUGCCCGCCCGCUCCGCCGGGGGACGCCCGAGAGCCGAGGCCCCGCCCUGCUCCGCCGCCCCGCCCACCGCGCCGGCUCCACCUCCAUCUCCUACCGCAUCCACCAGCUGGAGUUGCGGGCCCGCGACAAUCUGGGCUUCUCGACCCCCGCAAGCCCUGGGGCUGGAGGCGGCGGCGGCGGCUGCAGGGCAGGCAGGCCCCUGGCCCGGCGUAAGUCCAUCUGA
Molecule: messenger RNA, 993 nt
Organism: Aethalodelphis obliquidens (Pacific white-sided dolphin)
Lineage: Eukaryota; Metazoa; Chordata; Mammalia; Artiodactyla; Delphinidae
Gene: KCNK15
Product: potassium two pore domain channel subfamily K member 15
Exons: 2
Coding region: 1-993 (330 amino acids)
Biological process (GO): stabilization of membrane potential; potassium ion transmembrane transport
Cellular component (GO): plasma membrane
Molecular function (GO): potassium ion leak channel activity; outward rectifier potassium channel activity
Source: RefSeq, a predicted model, not a curated record